AUGUACCUGAUCACUGUGUUUGGAAAUCUGCUCAUCAUCCUGGCCAUCAUCUCAGAUUCCCGCCUCCACACUCCCAUGUACUUCUUUCUCUCCAACCUGUCCUUCGUGGACAUCUGUUUCACCUCUGCAAGCAUCCCCAAAAUGCUGGUGAACAUCCGGACUCAGAGCAAAGUCAUUACAUAUGCAGGCUGCAUUUCCCAGAUGUACUUUUUAUUGCUUUUUGCAGGGUUAGAUGACCUUCUCCUGAGCGUGAUGGCUUAUGACCGAUUUGUGGCCAUCUGUCACCCCCUGCAUUACAUGGUCAUAAUGAACCCCCAGCUCUGUGGGUUGCUCGUUCUGGUAUCUACCAUCACCAUUGUCUCCUUAUUUUAUGGUACAAGCCUAGGAGUGUACCUUAGUUCUGCUGCUACACACAAUUCACAAUCGAGUGCUGCAGCGUCAGUGAUGUACAUGGUAGUCACACCCAUGCUGAACCCCUUCAUCUACAGCCUGAGGAAUAAAGACAUGAAGAGGGUUCUGAAAAAAUCUUUGGGAGGGAAACCAUAA
Molecule: messenger RNA, 546 nt
Organism: Galeopterus variegatus (Sunda flying lemur)
Lineage: Eukaryota; Metazoa; Chordata; Mammalia; Dermoptera; Cynocephalidae
Product: olfactory receptor 7A10-like
Exons: 2
Coding region: 1-546 (181 amino acids)
Biological process (GO): G protein-coupled receptor signaling pathway
Cellular component (GO): membrane
Molecular function (GO): olfactory receptor activity; G protein-coupled receptor activity
Source: RefSeq, a predicted model, not a curated record